AGUGCAUGGCCGCUAACCGGCAUCAGUCUUGAAAGAAAAAUUGUGCAAAUAACACCCAAGAAUUCCAAACGGGAGAAAGUUAAAAGUAUUUUAAUUUUCUGAAUAAAGAAAAGUCUGAAAAACAAUUAUAAGUGUGUGGUUGAUUAAUUUCAAUUGCAAAAAGAAAAAUAAUUUAAAAAGUAUUUAUUUUUGUGAAAUUAAUAUAAAACAAACACAUCAAGAUGCCUGAAGAAGUUGAAACUUUUGCUUUCCAAGCUGAAAUCGCUCAGCUUAUGUCACUGAUCAUUAACACCUUCUAUUCCAACAAAGAAAUUUUCUUGCGUGAAUUGAUCUCCAACGCUUCUGAUGCUUUGGAUAAAAUUCGUUAUGAAUCAUUGACAGAUCCCUCCAAAUUGGACUCUGGCAAAGAUCUCUACAUUAAAUUGAUCCCCAACAAAGAAGCCGGUACAUUGACCCUCAUCGAUACUGGUAUUGGUAUGACUAAAUCUGAUUUGGUCAACAACUUGGGUACCAUUGCCAAAUCUGGCACUAAGGCUUUCAUGGAAGCGUUGCAGGCCGGCGCUGAUAUCUCUAUGAUUGGUCAAUUUGGUGUAGGUUUCUACUCUGCUUACUUGGUUGCCGAUAAGGUUACCGUUACCUCCAAACACAACGAUGAUGAACAAUACAUUUGGGAAUCAUCCGCUGGUGGUUCAUUCACUGUCAAACCCGACAAUUCUGAACCUUUGGGUCGCGGUACCAAGAUUGUUUUGUACAUUAAGGAAGAUCAGACUGACUACUUGGAAGAGUCCAAGAUCAAGGAGAUUGUCAACAAGCACUCUCAAUUCAUUGGCUACCCUAUUAAAUUGUUGGUCCAAAAGGAACGCGACCAAGAGGUCAGUGACGACGAGGCCGAAGAUGACAAGAAGGAUGAAGAAAAGAAGGAUAUGGAUACCGAUGAGCCCAAGAUCGAAGAUGUUGGUGAAGAUGAAGAUGCCGACAAGAAAGAUAAGGAUGGCAAAAAGAAGAAGACCAUCAAGGUUGCCUAUACCGAGGAUGAGGAAUUGAACAAGACCAAGCCCAUCUGGACCCGCAAUCCCGAUGAUAUUUCCCAAGCCGAAUACGGUGAAUUCUACAAAUCCCUCACCAACGAUUGGGAAGAUCAUUUGGCUGUCAAGCACUUCUCCGUUGAAGGUCAACUUGAAUUCCGUGCCCUUCUCUUCAUUCCUCGUCGCACCCCAUUCGAUCUCUUCGAAAACCAAAAGAAACGCAACAACAUCAAGUUGUACGUCCGUCGUGUAUUCAUCAUGGACAACUGCGAGGAUCUCAUUCCCGAAUACUUGAACUUCAUGAAGGGUGUUGUCGACUCUGAAGAUUUGCCCUUGAACAUUUCUCGUGAAAUGUUGCAACAAAACAAAGUCUUGAAGGUCAUCCGCAAGAAUUUGGUCAAGAAGACCAUGGAAUUGAUUGAAGAACUCACCGAAGACAAGGAAAUGUACAAGAAGUUCUACGAUCAAUUCAGCAAGAACUUGAAAUUGGGUGUCCACGAAGAUACUAACAACCGCGCCAAAUUGGCCGAUUUCUUGCGUUUCCACACCUCUGCUUCUGGUGACGAUGCCUGCUCCUUGGCCGACUACGUAUCUCGCAUGAAGGAGAACCAAAAACACAUCUACUUCAUCACUGGUGAAUCCAAGGAACAAGUUGCCAACUCUGCCUUCGUUGAACGUGUCAAGGCUCGUGGCUUCGAAGUCGUUUACAUGACUGAACCCAUCGAUGAAUACGUCAUCCAACACUUGAAGGAAUACAAGGGCAAACAAUUGGUUUCAGUUACCAAGGAAGGUUUGGAAUUGCCUGAAAACGAGGAAGAAAAGAAGAAGUUCGAAGAAGAUAAGGCCAAAUUCGAAAACCUCUGCAAGUUGAUGAAAUCCAUCUUGGACAGCAAAGUUGACAAGGUUGUUGUAUCAAACCGCUUGGUUGAAUCACCCUGCUGUAUCGUCACCUCCCAAUUCGGUUGGUCCGCCAAUAUGGAACGUAUCAUGAAAGCUCAAGCUUUACGUGACACCUCCACCAUGGGCUACAUGGCUGGUAAGAAACAUUUGGAAAUCAAUCCCGACCACGCCAUCAUUGAGACUUUGCGCCAAAAGGCCGACGCCGACAAGAACGACAAGGCUGUCAAGGAUUUGGUUAUCUUGUUGUUCGAGACCUCUCUCUUGUCAUCUGGCUUCUCAUUGCAAAGCCCUCAAACUCACGCUUGCCGCAUCUACCGCAUGAUCAAACUCGGUCUCGGCAUUGAUGAAGAUGAGCCCAUGACCACCGAAGAUGCCCAAAGUGCCGGUGACGCUCCCCCAUUGGUCGAUGAUACCGAAGAUGCUUCUCACAUGGAAGAAGUCGAUUAAACGCUUAAUAAUGCAACAACUACAUUUAGUGUUAUAAGUAGUUUUUAAGUUAACACAAACAAAAACAAACACACCUACACUAUCAUUACCACCCCACCUCUGGAAGAGCAAGCACUAGUGGUGUUGGGGGGAUGUUUAACUUAACAACAAACAAGUGUUUGCCGCGUUCUAAGCGGUAAACAUCACUCAUCAUCAUCAACUCAUUAAAUCUAAAUUACGUUUUAUAAUUUUAUUGUCGUAAGAAGCAGUUGUAAGGUUUAAUUUAAAGCAGAAAUUCCAAGCCUCCAGUCAUAGCUUAACUUUUUUAUAUUUAAUUUUCUUUUUUUAUUCCUCCCAUCGAUGAAUGUUUAGUUUUUAAAUGGUUACAUUUACAUUAUAUUCUAAUUUGAUAAUUGUAAUUGUGUGAAGUGUUCCAUUUUUAUGCUCUACGUUAUAAAUUAAUAUUUAAAACAUGAUGGACAAACUAUAUUGUUAAUUUUAUUAAUGAUGUAAUUUGUUGCUAAUGAAUUUAACUCAAAUUGAAAAAAAAAGAAAUUUAAUGUAAAAAUAAAAAAAUGUUUAAAAAACUUAAA
Molecule: messenger RNA, 2944 nt
Organism: Lucilia sericata (common green bottle fly)
Lineage: Eukaryota; Metazoa; Arthropoda; Insecta; Diptera; Calliphoridae
Gene: Hsp83
Product: heat shock protein 83
Exons: 2
Coding region: 222-2372 (716 amino acids)
Biological process (GO): protein folding; protein stabilization; cellular response to heat
Cellular component (GO): perinuclear region of cytoplasm; protein-containing complex; plasma membrane
Molecular function (GO): disordered domain specific binding; ATP hydrolysis activity; ATP-dependent protein folding chaperone
Source: RefSeq, a predicted model, not a curated record